GCACCGGGCUCACUGAUUUUUUUUCAUGCGGAACCGAUGGUGUAAUUGGUGAGGUUUUGCAACCCGUUACGCACUAUCACUCAGCCGGAGGCAUGCAGCAGGAACGCUUGCUCAAAGUUUUGGUCAUCGGGGACCUGGGAGUCGGGAAGACGUCCAUAAUAAAGCGCUACGUCCACCAGAUCUUCUCCCAGCACUACCGAGCCACCAUCGGAGUUGACUUCGCCCUCAAAGUGCUCAAUUGGGAUCACAAGACGGUGGUGCGUCUGCAGCUGUGGGACAUUGCCGGUCAGGAACGCUAUGGCAACAUGACCCGGGUGUACUACAGGGAGGCGGUGGGGGCGCUGGUCGUCUUCGACAUGACCCGACUCUCCACGUUUCAGGCCGUCCUCAAGUGGAAGGGAGACCUGGACUCCAAGGUCGCCCUGGGCAACGGGAGGCCGGUUCCAGCCGUUCUGCUGGCCAACAAGUGCGACCAGCAGCGUCAGGGUUUGUGCUCCAAGCUGCCCAAAAUGGAAAACUUCUCCAGAGAGCACGGCUUCGUCGGCUGGUACGAGACCUCGGCCAAGGACAACACCAACAUCGACGCGGCCAUCAUGUGCCUGGUGCAGAACAUCAUGUCGGUGGAGGAGGAACGAGCCUUGAGCGCCGCCGCCAAGAGCGAGCCGGACCCCGGCGUCCUGGUGCUGCCUCGCUUCGACUACAACGUGAAGGAGAAGGGACUGACCGGGUGCUCGGGAUGCCCCACCCACAAACCCAGAGACAGAGAAUGACUGGAGGAGGGGCGGAGCCUAACGGAGACGGCAGGAAGAGACGGGGCGGAAAGCUGGGAAAGAAAAGAGAGGAAGAAGAUUGCUUUUAUUGAAUUAUUUAUAUGUAGUAAUAUAAAUUUGCACUCGCUCCCUUGUCACACAGCUGCACAAGUAGUGCUGAAAUGAACAGUCAAUGAAUCAUUUCCAGUUUUGGUGAAUU
Molecule: messenger RNA, 969 nt
Organism: Myripristis murdjan (pinecone soldierfish)
Lineage: Eukaryota; Metazoa; Chordata; Actinopteri; Holocentriformes; Holocentridae
Product: ras-related protein Rab-38
Exons: 4
Coding region: 93-770 (225 amino acids)
Biological process (GO): phagosome-lysosome fusion; endosome to lysosome transport
Cellular component (GO): lysosome; late endosome; trans-Golgi network
Molecular function (GO): GTPase activity; GTP binding
Source: RefSeq, a predicted model, not a curated record